AUAUACUUCUUCGGUUAACAUCAUGGCGUCCGAAAAACAAAUAGCUGCAAGUGAUGAUAGUAAGGAUAAAACGAACGUGAACAAAGGUCGGCACCGAAAGAAGCACAAGUAUAAUGCCAUACGAACGCAAAUAGAGUUUUAUUUUUCCGACGCAAAUCUCAGCAAGGACCGCUACAUGGGGCAGUUGAUGCAAAAUGAUCCGUGUAUACCGCUGGAAGAGUUUCUAAAGUUCAACAAAAUCAAAGCUCUGGCGUCAAAUGUGGAGGAAAUUGCGACGUCGUUGAAAAGUUCCACCUUUCUUACCCUGUCGGACGAUCAGUCCAAGGUCCGACGCACCACAAAUCCUUCGAUAGCACGGGACAACGAACCGUGUACCUUGUACGUGGAAAGCCUGCCUCCGAAAGCAAACCAUGAUUGGGUUCGAAAUGUUUUUUCCGCCUAUGGUAAGGUGGCGUAUGUAUCGCUGCCAACGUUUAAACACUCGAAAAAGAUCAAAGAGUUCGGCUUCGUUGAGUUCGAAGAGGAAGCGAGCGUCCAGAAAGCCCUGAAAGCGUUUCAAACAUUUGGCGGGGUGUUGGCGUUUGAGACUACCGAUCCGGCAAAAAUGGCUAGCAUUAAAACGUUCGAUCAAGAGAAGCGAGAGUUGGAGCAACAAUCAACCGGGGGUCUGCUAUCCAUGACGGAAGGCAAAUCAGAAGAUGAGAUACAUGUAGGCUCACCGGGAAUUAAGGAAGAGGAACAAUUUGUUGUUAAACAAGAAAACGAAACAGACCCUCAACCUGGCGAGGAAUCCUUGGAACCUCCUGCAAAGAAAAUUAAAACUGAUACGAGUGAAGGUGAAGACACGCAAGAUGAAUCCCACACUGAUCUGGAGGACCCAACCGAGGAAGAAGAAAAUGAAACGGAGAAGGAAGCGGAAAAGGAUGAAUCAGCCCCGAGUACCAAACAGGUUUCCACGGCACAAGAAGGGAAGAAAAAAUGUCGCCAAAGGAAGGGCUGUAGUACGAUAAAGAAAGAACUGCAGUUGGAUGAUAAGAUGUACGAGUUAAAAAUAAUGACCAAACAAGAAUGGCGACGGCUGAGAAACAAGUAUCUCAACCUACAGCGUAACGAAGCAAAGAAAUUGAAAAAGCUAUUCGCCCAUUCCGACAAACAUCCCCAACGGGGUCAUCCUAAGACCAACGCUUCUAACGUGGUCGGUGGAAUCGCUAUGAAAUCUAUUAAAUCUUCCCCAAGAGUCAACUUCUACGGUGCUAUGCCGAUCGAAGACGAUCAAUCUGAGAUGGAAGAGGCAGUCCAUCAGCCAGAAAUGGCAGACGAAAGCGUCGCCCUUACGAAACAACCACUGUUUUCCUUCGAACCGGGGCUGAUAGUGAGCGUUAAGUUUCGCGAACCAUGCGUGGAUGUGAAAGAUUUUCGGGCCGAACUACGGCAGUACCCUUACGUAAAGUAUAUAGACGUUAAGGAGGGCGCAUUUGAGGCAUUUGUGCGUGUCGACAAACCGGCUUCGGCGAACGCGCUUGUGAAGGAGUACAGCUCGGCUGAACAUAGUGCCCAAAUACUGAGCGGGGAGCUGGAACAGCAGUACUGGAAUAAGAUGAUGCGUGAUCGGGACGAUAAACUGAACAAGCGCGUUAAACCGGAGAAAGUGCGGGGCCGUACGAAGCUGAUUCGUAAAAUUGCCAGCCACAUUAAAUUUGAUGACGAUGAUGACUGAUAGGUGGAAAGUGAAACUGGGGAAAGAAUAAAGAAUGAAUUACGAUUAUCUUUCAAUUUUUAAAUCACAAGAUCUUUUAGAGACGUAUUACCCAAGUAAUUAUCUGUAGAUACAUUAAAGAUACCGUGAUGUAGUAUUUCUCAAAUUAAUCGGCGGAAUAUAAACACGUGUUUUAUAU
Molecule: messenger RNA, 1895 nt
Organism: Anopheles coustani
Lineage: Eukaryota; Metazoa; Arthropoda; Insecta; Diptera; Culicidae
Gene: Larp7
Product: la-related protein 7
Exons: 3
Coding region: 23-1717 (564 amino acids)
Biological process (GO): RNA processing
Cellular component (GO): nucleus
Molecular function (GO): mRNA binding
Source: RefSeq, a predicted model, not a curated record